AUGCCUUUAACAGACAUUUUUCGUCGUGCCUCAACUUACAUUAUGGGCCUUGAAGAAGGAACCAAUGAAAAAUGGUCAAACUAUGACAAUAACGAAGUACUUUUUUGCAAGAAUAAUGUUUGCGUACAUCCACCGGCAAUGAUGAGGCAUGAAAAUGACAUCCUACAUAAUCCAGGCUAUCUAACUGUUACCACAAAAGUAUUCAUAGACCAAUUUAAUGAUGUCAAAAGACCCACCUUAUUCCUAACCUGGAUACCAAACACCGACCUAUCCAAAUGCCACACUACUCUACAAAAAAAGCACACGAGCCUUGAAAGCCUCACCUCAAACGAUUCCUACAAUAGCAACUCAAACGAACACGUCGUGAUCACAAGACCCUUGAGCAUCGAAUUAAAAAGCACAAACCCUUUUUUGAAUUUCGAAGACAAAACCUCGGAAUCCAUAAGCUCGGAAGAGAGCGACAAAUUGAUCAGCAUCAACGUGGAUAUAUCAAAUCCAGAAAUCGAAAUUAUACAAACUCCGGACAGCGUCAAGGAUCCAAUUGAGCUGUUCGAGUUUUCCAGAAGCGCCAGCGUAACUUCAACCGACAGCCAAUAUUGGAUUUCGACGCCCGAGUAUUUGAUGCAAAAGCACAACUUGACUUUUCCAGAAUCGGUCAAUAGUUCGCCGAUAAUGCCUACCAAACGACCUUCGCACAAGUGCAGGAGAUUCAGCGUGGAUUUGAGCCAAAUGAGAUCGUUGAGGUUGUUCUUCAACGAUAAUAGUUGUACUUGCGGUCAACUGGUGGUUGCAUCUAGAGAAUCGCAAUAUAAAAUAUUGCAUUUUCAUCAUGGAGGUUUGGAUCAUUUGGCUCAAGUUUUGCAUCAGUGGCAUUCGUUACUACAUAGUAUUAAGUUAGCAAAAGGUGGAGAUGAAAAUCUCCCCUACAGACACUUCAUGGUAUGUCGUCCCGAAGUGUCCGAAAUCGAGCUUCAUCCCGAAGAAGGUCAAAUUCCUAAACUUUCCCAACAAAUUUUCCAUAGCCUAUUCAACGAAGCCGGCCAGUUGGAAGAUGACUUAACCCUAAGAAAAUAUGUGUUUUUUUCUGGAAUGGAUAGGGACAUUCGAAAAGAGGUUUGGCCUUUUUUGUUGCACGUUUACCCUUACCAGAGCAGUUUCGAGGAACGACUGCAAAUUGCCGAAAUAAGGAAGCAAGAGUAUGAAGAGAUUACUAGAAGAAGGCUGGAUUUGAAUGAAAACAAAUUGAAUCAGUUUAGGAGGAAAAUUCAAAGUGUUGUUGAAAAAGAUGUAGUGAGGACUGAUAGAGGAAAUCCAUUUUUUGCCGGAGACAAUAAUCCAAAUUUGAUAGUUAUGAAGAAUAUUUUGCUCAACUAUGCUAUUUACAAUCCUGGACUAGGAUACACCCAAGGCAUGAGUGAUCUUCUUUCGCCAGUAUUAUGCGAACUUAAAGACGAAGUGGCAGCUUUUUGGUGCUUUGUGGGUCUAAUGCAACGGGCAGUUUUCGUAGCUACUCCCACCGACAGAGAUAUGGACAGAUCUUUAAGAUAUUUACGUGAACUUGUUAGAUUAAUGGUACCAAAAUUCUACGAGCAUCUCGACAAGCAUAAAGACGCAAUGGAAUUGCUUUUUUGUCACAGAUGGAUUUUAUUAUGUUUCAAGCGCGAGUUUACUGAAGCAGUGGCCUUAAGAAUGUGGGAAUCGUGCUGGGCAAAUUAUCUUACUGAUUAUUUUCAUUUAUUCUUAUGCUUGAGCAUAAUAUUUGUUUAUGCUGAAGAUGUUAUAGCUCAGGAUUUGAGAGCUGAUGAAAUGCUGUUGCACUUUAGCUCAUUAGGUACUUAG
Messenger RNA from Ceutorhynchus assimilis (cabbage seed weevil), 1839 nucleotides. NCBI's taxonomy places the organism in Eukaryota, Metazoa, Arthropoda, Insecta, Coleoptera, Curculionidae. The record is from the annotation of a GenBank genome assembly.